GUGUGCGAAUUUAGGGUUUUGACGAUUUGAGGAAUUCGUGCAAUGUUUUUCAAAUUCAAUAUUAUUUGUUGCUAAAUUUCGAUUAACCGUAGUUUACCGACGGUUAAUAUUUCCUUUUCAGUUUCCGGAAAUUAAUUGAUUUAUCAUGGGUUUUCAUUUUUUUGGGGAAUUCUUGAGCUCUCGCUCUCAAGACUGAAACUUUGGUGUUUAGAGAGAGAGAGAGAAAUUGCAUGAACAUUGAACAGGGAAGCAGUAAACGUGUUUUGGAUUUGAGGGACACGGCCCUGUCGACUGCCGACAUAUGUCAUAGAUCCCUCGUUGAAAUCCUUUUCAAAUUUUCUCUUCUCAAUUUUUAAAAAUUGUUUCUGCGUUUUCAUCGACUUCAGUUCUAAAUCUAUCCAUGAAGCAAAAACAAAUGAAUUACGAUGGUCAAAACAAAAAACAAAACCAUAUUUUUAUCGAAUUUCCGAUUAACGAUGUGUUUUGUUUACUUUAUUUUAUGUGAGUUUGCUGCUGUCCCAUAAUUCGAUGUUUUUACGCUGAAAAAAAUCAUGGGGAGGGACGAUAAUCCUUCUUCCACGUGGACCUCCGUGUCUUUUUCUCAUUUCCCGAAGAACAAUAGCACCUGCAAGUUUCAACCUUCUUAUGAUUGGAGAUUUUAAUAUUGUUGAUGCAGACAAAACCCCACAGAAGCAAAGGGGAUUUUUAUUGUUUUUUCGCAAAUUUUUGUGUGAGACUGUGGGAGUCAAAAAAUAGGAGAAAACCCCUUUUAAGCAUUAUUUUAGUUAAGUAAGUAAAUUUAUGGCAGUUGAUCCGGAUUACUCUGUAUUUAAGUUUUGUUUUGGAAAGAGUUAGAGAGAGAGAGAGAGAGAGAGAGAGGUUAGAGAGAGAAAGCUAAAAGCUUUGGAUUGUUUCUGCAAGUUUUGGGAUCGCUUUCAUUGAAUUCCCUUUCAGACAGAGAGUUGCGAGAGAAGGGAAAACUGGGCAGAGAGAGAGAGAGAGAGAGAGAGUGGGGUUUUGUUGUGUGAGUUGAGUUGAGUUGGCCCAUUUUCCAGCCCGACCGACCAUGGCACUCCCGUGAGAGGGACCAGAGCAAAAAUCAAAAGGCAACACGCUUUAACCAGCACACACGGUACAACCCUUCCUUUUCUCUCAUCCUGCACCCUCAUCCUACACCCUCACCACUGUCCACUCUCUCUUCCCAAUCUCCCCAGUAAUCCUUUGUGUCCCUACCAGCCCUACCCUUGCAUUCAGUUUUGUGGGUUAUCAAAACCAACCUCCAACCAUAACCGUUUUUGGCACCAGAUGUUGUUUACCCCCUUCCUAAUUUCAUUGCCAUGGCCUGAUCUGAUUGGAUUUGGGCUUGUUUGUGUGGAAACAGAAUACCCUUUUGACAGUAUUUGCUCUAGUUCCCAGAUUGAUUCUCAAUUGGAUCUGAGUCUCUGUAAAGAUAUUUAUUGCUGGGAAAAGUAUCUUCUUUUCAAGAAACAGGUUGUGUUAUUCCAUUGAGUGUUGAUAUAUGAAUGUGAUGGGAUUAUAUGAAAUGCAAAAGGAUGUUGAGUACGUAAAUUUGGUUUGAUGAAAUGAAAGAAUCGAAUUCCAUCAAUGCGGUUUGAAUUUGAUCUGGAUAGUGUGGAUGGAUGUGCGUGAAUCAGCCCUAGCAGCGCUGAGGAAGCAAAUAGCCGUGGAGAACCCAAGACUGCCGUUGGUUCCCGCAGGGAGGAACAACAAUGCAGUCACUACCCGCCACCCUCGGACGAGAGAAGUUAGUUCUAGGUACAAGUCUCCCACUACCUCCUCAACAACUCCCUCAUCGCCUUCUGGUGCCCGGCGCUGCCCAUCGCCAACCCUUACAAGAACAUCGCGUCCAUCCUCACCGUUGGUGUCCAAGAGAUCCCAAUCUGUGGAUAGGAAGCGGCCUUCCACACCCACUUCCCCACCAAGUCCAUCAACGCCCGUCCAGGAUUCUUCUGCAGAUGUGCAAUUGUCGUCCAGAAGAACAGCGAACGGUCGAAUGCCGGAGGGUUUAUGGCCUUCCACUAUGAGGAGUUUGAGCGUUUCCUUCCAAUCUGAUAGCAUUUCAAUUCCCGUUAGUAAGAAGGAAAAACCAGUGACAAGUGCUCUGUCUGACCGCACUUUGAGGUCAUCUUCGAAUGUGGCUCAUAGACAGGCUGAAACGCCUGCUGCUUCUCGAAAGCUCACACCAGAGAGAAAAAGGAGCCCUGUUAAGGGGAAAAAUGCGCCUGAUCAAUCAGAGAAUUCUAAGCCGGUUGAUGCCUUGCAUUCCAGAUUGAUAGAUCAGCAUCGUUGGCCAAGUAGAAUAGGUGGAAAAGUAUCUUCCAAUUCAUUAAAUAGAAGUGUAGAUCUUGGUGCUAAGAUUGUCGGGCUUGCUGCACCAGCUCCUGUAGUUGGGUUGUCUACACUGAGGAGAACACGGCCAUCUGAUUCUUCGGGUAAACCUUUACAAAAAUCCAAUAGUGAUGCUGCUGCGUUAUUAUCACUUCAUCAAAGUGGUAGAGCAGGACUUGGAGCUUCAGCUGAUGGUAAUUCCCUGCAGGUAUCUGGACCUCACAAGCUUGCCUCGACAAGUUUAACAGGCAGGUUGUCAUCAACAAGUCAUUCACUGAAAUCUCAAUCUUUGCCUAGUACUCCAUCACAAUCACGACCAUCCUCGCCUAGUAGGAGCUCAAUGUUUGCAUCCUCUGUUACCAGAGGUUUAAGCCCGUCUCGAUCAAGACCAUCUACUCCUCCUUCAAGAGGAGUUAGCCCAUCUAAGGCAAGGCCAUCUGGUACUUCUAGUCAGUCAAGCAGUUCAACUUCUGUGCUUAGUUUCAUAGCAGAUUUUAAGGGGAAAAAAGGUGCAAGUUGCAUUGAAGAUGCUCAUCAGUUGCGGUUACUUUACAAUAGAUGUUUGCAAUGGCGAUUUGCUAAUGCAAGGGCAGAGGCUGUACUUUAUGUUCUGAAAGUAAAUGCAGAGAGAACUUUAUUGAAUGUGUGGAACACUACACUAAGCUUGUGGGACUCAGUAAUCAAGAAACGAAUUGAUCUCCAGCAGUUGAAGCUUGAACUUAAGCUGAAGUCAGUAUUGAAUGAUCAAAUGGCUUACCUUGAUGACUGGGAUUUACUUGAAAGCGAUCAUAUUGCUGCAUUCUCGGGGGCUAUGGAAGAUUUGGAGGCAAGCACUCUGCGUCUUCCAGUGACUGGAGGGGCAAGGGCAGAUUUGGAUUCUUUGAAGGUAGCAAUCUGCUCAGCUGUUGAUGUGAUGCAGGCAAUGGCAUCCUCCAUAUGCUCUUUGCUCUCACAGGUGGAGGGCGUGAACAGUUUGGUUUCUGAACUUGCUGUUGUAGCAGCACAGGAGAAAGCCAUGCUUGACGAGUGUGAAGCGCUGCUGGCUUCAGCAGCAGCUAUGCAGGUAGAGGAAUACAGCCUGAGGACCCAUCUCAUGCAAACGAAACAAGACUUGGCAAAGGCGAGCGGCCAAUUUUGGCAACCAAGACAUCUUCUUGAUCCUGACUAGCUUCAAAGCCAAUAAGAAAAGCUCGCAUUGUCAAUUCCGAAGGGAUAAAUACAUACCCGGGCAGAGAUAAGUGUCUCCGUCAGUUCACCGUGAUUGUAAAUUGAUUUUUCGUUUUUAGCCUUGGAAUGUCAUCUUGUUAUAUUCCAAUUUUUUUUCUUUCUUUUCGGAGCAAAGGGCCGAUGGCUCCGUGCUUUCCGGUGUAAUUUUUUGUGUUACGCAGAUGAAAAGGAAAUGCAAAGGAAGCAAAGGAUUGAAUUCAGUGUAGAAACAAAAGUUCCAAAGGAAAUGAGAUAGGAAACAUCGUAAUUACCAUA
Messenger RNA from Pyrus x bretschneideri (Chinese white pear), 3831 nucleotides. Its product is annotated as AUGMIN subunit 8. The transcript has 7 exons. The record is from RefSeq and is a predicted model, not a curated record. Lineage: Eukaryota; Viridiplantae; Streptophyta; Magnoliopsida; Rosales; Rosaceae. Gene Ontology annotation, cellular component: cytoplasm; nuclear microtubule; centrosome. The coding region runs from base 1637 to 3517 and encodes 626 amino acids. Gene Ontology annotation, biological process: centrosome cycle; spindle assembly. Gene Ontology annotation, molecular function: microtubule binding.